Messenger RNA from Aspergillus bombycis, 1233 nucleotides. RefSeq names its product ankyrin repeat domain-containing protein. Gene Ontology annotation, molecular function: protein binding. The record is from RefSeq and is a predicted model, not a curated record. The transcript has a single exon. The coding region runs from base 1 to 1233 and encodes 410 amino acids. Lineage: Eukaryota; Fungi; Ascomycota; Eurotiomycetes; Eurotiales; Aspergillaceae.
AUGGCCCGGUUAGAUCAACUGCCGCUUGAGCUGCUUAUUCUAAGUGCACAAAGCUUGCACAACCAGAGAGACAUCAACGCUCUUGUACGAACCAACAAGACUCUACACCAUGCCCUAUAUGAUUUUCUGUGUCGGUUCAAUGUCGAGCAUCAUCAAAGCUCGGCCCUGUUCUGUGCCGCGCGGAAUGGAAACACAGGCCUGGUGACAAGAAUGCUUGAUGCUGGCGCAAACAUUUCCGCCUUUGAGAGACCAACCGAAGUCACUCAUGACCCGGAUGACUCGGCUGAGCUCUUCAAAAUCAACCCCCUUUUAGCUGCCGCCCAAGGUGGGCACAUUGAAACUCUCAAAGCAAUGCUGUCCGAGAGAAGACCUGGCCGAGCAAGUUCACCCGCGCAGCUACGUACGGUUCUUCACUGGGCAAUCCGGUCUCGUGUUAGUAGCCUUGUGGAGUUGAUGAUUGAGAAUAACGCCCCCUUGCAUCCUGCUGGAGAUCACUAUCAGGCUCGCUCAGCUUUAGGUGUUGCCAUUGACUCCGAAAACAAUUCUGUUAUUCCCCGCCUUCUUGAUUUAGGGGCACGCUCCGGGCCCUAUGAGUGCCCAUGUCCUAUCGAACAAGCGAUAUGCACGGAUCAGCCACAACUAGUCGAGCUUUUGCUCAAACAUGGUAUGCAACUGAAUAAUAACGAAGGCCUUUGUCAUAUUGUACGUCGAAAUAAUAAACUCCUACUGCAACUUCUCUUCGAUUACGGAUUGAAGCUUGAGCUCUACGCUGAACCAUUAUUUAUCGCGAUCAUGGAAGAUCAAUACGAGAUGGUCGAGAUGCUCAUUGACAAUGGGGCGAACUCAAAGUUAAGAAUGAAAUUAUGGUGUUGGGAUGAAGACUCUCCGGGAGACCUUGACGAAUGGGACUUGAGCCCCAUCGGAUUUGCAGUACAUUUUAGACGCUUGAGUAUUCUGAAGCUUCUUCUGGAAAAGGAUGUCAUCCCAGGGUCAGCGGACUUGCAGCUGGCAGCGAAGAAGAAGUAUGAAGAGGGAAUCGCUCUUCUCUCAAGAUUCACGAGUCAAGAAUUACCUGAUAUUGAGCAUAUACAGGAAUAUAUGUGGUGGACACCGCAUUUCAAGAGGAAGGAGGAGCCAGACUUCCUAAUGCCAGGUACCAAUUGGGCCAUCAUGGAUUACAUCUCACCUCCGACUGGUCCGCAGAAACAGAUUUGCGUGCAGUUUUUGCCAUGA